This is a messenger RNA of Eubalaena glacialis (North Atlantic right whale), 2656 nucleotides long. It is a transcript of the gene CUL2, whose product is annotated as cullin 2. Bases 16 to 2253 code for a protein of 745 amino acids. Gene Ontology annotation, molecular function: ubiquitin protein ligase binding. Gene Ontology annotation, biological process: protein ubiquitination; SCF-dependent proteasomal ubiquitin-dependent protein catabolic process. The transcript is spliced from 20 exons. Gene Ontology annotation, cellular component: Cul2-RING ubiquitin ligase complex; SCF ubiquitin ligase complex. Lineage: Eukaryota; Metazoa; Chordata; Mammalia; Artiodactyla; Balaenidae. The record is from RefSeq and is a predicted model, not a curated record.
CACUAAACUUGCACAAUGUCUCUGAAACCAAGAGUAGUGGAUUUUGAUGAAACCUGGAACAAACUCCUCACGACAAUCAAAGCUGUGGUCAUGUUGGAGUACGUGGAGAGAGCAACAUGGAACGACCGCUUCUCAGAUAUCUAUGCUUUAUGUGUGGCCUAUCCUGAACCCCUUGGAGAACGACUUUAUACAGAAACUAAGAUUUUUUUGGAAAAUCACGUACGGCAUUUGCACAAGAGAGUUCUGGAGUCUGAAGAGCAAGUACUUGUUAUGUAUCAUAGGUACUGGGAGGAAUACAGCAAGGGUGCAGACUAUAUGGACUGCUUGUAUAGGUAUCUCAACACCCAGUUUAUUAAAAAGAAUAAAUUGACAGAAGCUGACCUUCAGUAUGGUUAUGGUGGUGUAGAUAUGAAUGAACCACUUAUGGAAAUAGGAGAGCUAGCAUUGGAUAUGUGGAGGAAAUUGAUGGUUGAACCACUUCAGACCAUCCUCAUCCGAAUGCUGCUCCGAGAAAUCAAAAAUGAUCGUGGUGGAGAAGACCCAAACCAGAAAGUAAUCCAUGGGGUUAUUAACUCCUUUGUUCAUGUUGAACAGUAUAAGAAAAAAUUCCCCUUAAAGUUUUAUCAGGAAAUCUUUGAGUCUCCCUUCCUGACUGAAACAGGAGAGUAUUACAAACAAGAAGCUUCAAAUUUAUUACAAGAAUCAAACUGCUCACAGUAUAUGGAAAAGGUUCUAGGUAGAUUAAAAGAUGAAGAAAUUCGAUGUCGAAAAUACUUACAUCCAAGUUCAUAUACUAAAGUAAUUCAUGAAUGUCAGCAACGAAUGGUAGCAGACCACUUACAGUUCUUACAUGCAGAAUGUCAUAAUAUCAUCCGACAAGAGAAAAAAAAUGACAUGGCAAAUAUGUAUGUCUUACUCCGUGCUGUGUCCACUGGUUUACCUCAUAUGAUUCAGGAGCUGCAAAAUCAUAUCCAUGAUGAGGGCCUUAGAGCAACCAGUAAUCUUACUCAGGAAAAUAUGCCAACACUAUUUGUGGAGUCAGUUCUGGAAGUACAUGGUAAAUUUGUUCAGCUUAUCAACACUGUUUUGAAUGGUGAUCAGCACUUUAUGAGUGCGUUGGAUAAGGCCCUUACAUCAGUUGUAAAUUACAGAGAACCCAAGUCUGUUUGCAAAGCACCUGAGUUGCUCGCUAAGUACUGUGACAACUUGCUGAAGAAAUCAGCCAAGGGGAUGACAGAGAAUGAAGUAGAGGACAAGCUCACGAGCUUUAUUACUGUCUUCAAAUAUAUCGACGAUAAGGAUGUUUUUCAAAAGUUCUACGCAAGAAUGCUGGCGAAACGUUUAAUUCAUGGGUUAUCCAUGUCUAUGGAUUCUGAAGAAGCCAUGAUCAAUAAAUUAAAGCAAGCCUGUGGUUAUGAAUUUACCAGCAAGCUACAUCGGAUGUACACAGAUAUGAGUGUCAGUGCGGAUCUCAACAAUAAGUUCAACAAUUUUAUCAAAAAUCAAGACACAGUAAUAGAUUUGGGAAUUAGUUUUCAAAUAUAUGUUCUACAGGCUGGUGCAUGGCCUCUUACUCAGGCUCCUUCAUCUACAUUUGCGAUUCCCCAGGAAUUGGAAAAAAGUGUACAGAUGUUUGAAUUAUUUUACAGCCAGCAUUUCAGUGGAAGGAAACUUACAUGGUUACAUUAUCUUUGUACAGGUGAAGUUAAAAUGAACUAUUUGGGCAAACCAUACGUAGCUAUGGUCACAACAUACCAAAUGGCGGUUCUUCUUGCCUUUAACAACAGUGAAACCGUCAGCUAUAAAGAACUUCAAGACAGCACUCAGAUGAACGAAAAGGAACUGACAAAAACAAUCAAAUCAUUACUCGAUGUGAAAAUGAUUAACCAUGAUUCAGAAAAGGAAGACAUUGAUGCAGAAUCUUCAUUUUCAUUAAAUAUGAACUUUAGCAGUAAAAGAACAAAAUUUAAAAUUACUACAUCAAUGCAGAAAGACACACCACAGGAAAUGGAGCAGACGAGAAGCGCUGUAGAUGAAGAUCGAAAAAUGUACCUCCAAGCUGCUAUAGUUCGUAUCAUGAAAGCACGAAAAGUACUUCGGCAUAAUGCCCUUAUUCAGGAGGUGAUUAGCCAGUCAAGAGCUCGGUUUAACCCUAGUAUCAGCAUGAUUAAGAAGUGUAUUGAAGUUCUGAUAGACAAACAGUACAUCGAACGCAGCCAGGCGUCAGCAGAUGAGUACAGCUACGUAGCGUGACGCGCGCUCCCCCAGUGUGGAUGUGAGAAGGUCAUUGCCAUCGCCAUCCGGUGUGUCCUGUGGGAGAAAGCAGGCCUGUGCCUCCAUAAUUUGGCCAUUUGGCAGCCCCUGUUUCUCUGCUGUUUACAACAUCACCAGUGCCACGUCAUGAGCGUCAGAGAAAAUGCCUAGAGAUAUUUCAAGCUCAUGUCAUUAUGACAUUUCUUAAAACUUUAUUAAAAAAGAAUGAGUGAAGUAUUGCUGAAAUGUGGAAAUUUGGCUGGGUACCAUGCUUUUUCUCCCCUUCACGUUUGCAGUUGAUGUUUUUUUUUUUUUUUUUUUUUAAUGUAUCUUAAAGGACAUAAGAUAAAAAACUUAAAUAUUGUAAUAUGCCAGAUAACCUAAUAAUUGUAUCUACAUUAAA